CUCACUCGUAUGUCUUUCGUUUUUCCGACCUCCAUGAAGGCAGCAGAAGCUCCUCCUCCCGGUAGUCCGAGCGGGAAGUUCGUUCUGCUUCGGUGUGACGGAAAAACACAGAAGACUCUGGUGUUCAUUUUGUCCAAAGUCACUUUCUAUCCCUUCGACCGACUGUGUUUACAUGUACGACGUUGGGCCACAUUAUUUAACUAAUGUAGCUUCACCGAGUAAAGCGAGGCCGGUUUGCUCUGGUAUGAGCACGCUAGUCGUUAGCUUCUCUAAUGAACCAUUCCUUGGAGCAGUCCAGCUUUAAGGGCAUUUUUUUAGGGGGGCAUACAGUAACAAGGCUUUUUUGAGGGCAGUGUUUGAGUUUUCAGUGACUGAAGGACACUGCUAGCAGACAUGUCCAGCGAGGAGGUUAACACCCCCCCACCCAGGAGCUUCGGACAGUGCACCUACACAGCAGAGGAGUACCAGGCCGUGCACAAUGCCCUGCGAAAGAGGCUGGGACCAGAGUACAUCAGUACCAGAAUGGCAGGAGGAGGACAAAAGGCAAGCCUUUGUUUAAGUUCCCGGAGAACGUUAAAGGCCCCUCUGUGCCCUCUGACGGCACACAGAAGACGUGUGUGUUACAUCGAAGGGCACCGCGUGGUCAGCCUGGCCAACGAGAUGUUCGGGUACAACGGCUGGUCCCACUCCAUCUCCCAGCAGAACGUCGACUUCGUGGACCUCGUCAACGGGAAGUUCUACGUGGGAGUCAGCGCCUUCGUCAAAGUGCAGCUCAAGGACGGGGCGUACCACGAGGACGUCGGGUAUGGAGUCAGCGAGGGGCUGAAGUCCAAAGCUCUGUCUCUGGAAAAGGCGAGAAAGGAAGCUGUCACCGACGGCAUGAAGAGAGCGCUGAAAUGUUUCGGAAAUGUCCUUGGAAACUGUAUCCUGGAUAAAGAAUACCUUCUGGCUAUCAACAAAAUCCCCAAAAAGCCGCUUCCUCCUGUGGACCCGGCCCACACCAAGCGUUCCGAGGGAGAGCCUUCAGUGGAGAAGGCUCGGCUCAGCAGUCUGGUCCGAGAAGAAAGCCCUGCGGCUGCUUCUAGCAGGAUGCCUCUGGAGCCUCGAGUGCUCAACCGGAACGGGGAGCCCUCAGCGGUGCACACCCCCCACGCUGCCGGCUCAGCCCCCAGCAGACGAAGCGAGAACCUCUGCUCGGCCUUGGACUCUGUGGAUGCUGGCGGUAGUGAAGCGCACUCGGACCCCAAACAGCUGCGGAAACUGCGGCAGCAGCAGCUCCAGCAGAAGUUCAGGAGAGAGAUGGAGGCCAAAAAGCAGCUGCAGAACAGGGACCCGGCAAAGCCAGAGGAGGGGGAGGUCGCCAUCGGACAGAUGUCCCCGGGAGGAACAGGUCACGGCGGCGUUCCGGUGACCAGUGAAGGCGCCACCGCUGGGACCAAGUUCGGCACCUGUUUAACAGACGAUCCUGAGCUGUGGGAUUUCACGCUGGAUGGGAUUGAGGAGCUGGACGUUCCCUCCCUCGGCCCCGGUCCCAGAGGGCUGCGGCCCGGCACCCCCGGGAACCACCAGAUGCAGACGCGUAGCAAGACGCCGCAGAGAGCCCCGAACGGGCCCGCCGAGGCGCACCAGCAGGCUCAUUCCAGACCACAGCACCACCCCCACCAUCAGGGCGGAGCAGGUGAAGCCCUCAGUCCGUACAGAUCGGGACAGCACAUGAAGAAGCGCAGACUGGACACUUAGCGGUGCUAAUCCAGCUGUGAUCCAGCUGCAGAGUCCUGCUCAUGGAUUUAGUCUGUUUGGUUCACUUUGGACUGAGCUACUGUCAAAAGUACAAAAAUAGCUCUUGUUGCAGUUUUAUAACUUUCAUUUAAAAUGUUACUGUGAUGUUUUUGUUUAUUUGGACCAAGAGAUGGGUCACCGUUUAAAUUAAACUCCAGCUCUUUUAAAUUAAACGCAGCUUCAAGCUAAAAUAACAAAAGCGACAAACGGCA
Molecule: messenger RNA, 1991 nt
Organism: Menidia menidia (Atlantic silverside)
Lineage: Eukaryota; Metazoa; Chordata; Actinopteri; Atheriniformes; Atherinopsidae
Source: the annotation of a GenBank genome assembly